Messenger RNA from Bombyx mandarina (wild silkworm), 2505 nucleotides. RefSeq lists its product as uncharacterized. Gene Ontology annotation, biological process: regulation of transcription by RNA polymerase II. Gene Ontology annotation, molecular function: DNA-binding transcription repressor activity, RNA polymerase II-specific; RNA polymerase II cis-regulatory region sequence-specific DNA binding; zinc ion binding. The record is from RefSeq and is a predicted model, not a curated record. Gene Ontology annotation, cellular component: nucleoplasm; nucleus. NCBI's taxonomy places the organism in Eukaryota, Metazoa, Arthropoda, Insecta, Lepidoptera, Bombycidae.
AAAAAUAAAAAUAUAAACACUAGACAUUAGAGUCACAUUUUGUGUAUUAUAGUAAAAACAAAUGUAAAUGUAAAUUUAACAAUGCCAAUUCAUAGAAAACAAUUGUCACACAAUGUAGUGUAAAUAAAAUGGAUACAAAAACGUAACAGUUUAUAUUGAAUAUUGUAUCCAGUAUGGAAGAAGAUAACAAGAAUUCGUUUAAAGUUUGUCGUGUUUGUUUGGGAUGUUACCCGAGUGAUGAUUGCUUGUCAUUGUUCCAUGUAGAAAACGGUCGCGCGAUAUCGGAUUUGAUAAUAUCAAUCGCAAAAGUAGAAAUAGUUAAAGGUGACUCCUUACCCGACUGUAUCUGCAACGAGUGUUUUCACGAACUGGAAAAGGCUGUAAAGUUCAAACAAAAAUGUGAACAUUCCUAUUUCACGUUAAUUAACGAUACAUUUAAGAACCCUUUGAUUCCGAAAGUAGAUAUAAAGGAGGAAUUAUCAUUUGACAAUAACUGUGAAUUUGAUACAUCGUUUCAUGAAAACAGUGUUGAGACCGAAUUUGAAAUUGAAGACAAGAAUAUUAAAAAGAGCAGAGCCAAUGAUUUGAGUUUAGAAUGUCAUGAUUGUGGAGAGUUAUUUAAAAGUAAAUGCAAGCUGAGAGUACAUUGGAAAAGGGCCCACCAGAGCAGCUAUUUAAAGUGUGAACGAUGCAAACGUCAGUUCAAAUCAUUUAAAGCAUAUCAUUUACACAAGAAAAUAAGUCCUGCUAGUUGUACUGUGGCCAAAUUCAUUAGGAUUGAGGGCGAAGGUAAAAACCGCAUGUUCUACUGUAAGGAUUGUGAUUAUAAAUCGAUCAGAGUUAAAGAUAUGAUGAAUCACUACUUAUGUCACAGUGGUGAGAGACCGUUCACAUGUUCUAUAUGUUUAAAGACAUUCACCCAACAUAGUUCACUUAGCAGUCAUCAAGAAAAUGUCCACAAGCUUUAUAAAGUAGAAGGCACUUGUCAUGUAUGCGGAAAAUACCUUAAAGGUCGAAACAAGUUCUACAAACAUUUAAAAGGUCACUCAGAAAAGAAUCAACAGUGUGUAAUAUGUAAUAAAAUAUUCAAAACGAAGAAAACAUUGAAAGUGCACAUGCAAAGGCAUGCUGAUAUUAAAACGUUGUCAUGUGAAAUAUGUGGAUCGAGAUACUACACUAUAUCAGAUCUGUGUAACCACAAAAGAAAUGUACAUUUUAAGGAUAGCAAAGUUUAUAAAUGUGAUUUAUGUGAAUACGUAGCAAACAAGAAUGAAACGAUAAAGAAGCACAGAGCGAAACACACGGGUGCUAACAUACCGUGUUUGGUAUGCGGAGUGUUUUUGGAGAAUGAAGAAACAUAUCUUCUGCAUCAAAAACGUCAUACUGAUAAACAAUUCCAAUGCACGUUGUGCGAGAAAAGUUUCUACAGGAAACGAUAUCUUAAUGAUCACAUGAGAAAGAAACAUGGACACGGAGAAUCUGGACCAAAAGCUCUUACAAAAAAAAUACAAGUAAAAAAAGAAAGCUCUGUUAUCAUACAAUAUGAGGAUAUUAAUUCAUUAUCACCUACUGUGAUUGAUUAGGAUUUUUUUUGCAGUCUGGCAGUGAAAUAAAUGUUUGAUUUGAAAUAAAAUAGAGUAAAUGUUUCUUGGGGAAAGUUAGUUUCUGAAAAUAAAAUAUGAUUUCAAAUCUUCCCUCUAUAAAAUGCUUUAAGUUAUUUUAAUAUUUUUAUUAUUUACAUUAUUUUGAAUUGAUGUGUUACUGAGAGCAUAGUUUGGUAAUUAUUGGCAAAGAUACUUCCAUUAAUGUUGGGCAGAUAAAGCAUAUUACGUUAGUAUGAUAUAGAUGCAAAAUGUUAUUAAAAACCUGAGCAGUUAUAAUAGCAAUAUGUUAAUAUGAAUGUUAACCAAAGAAUAUUAGUGAUUGUUUUGAAUGCAGCCAAUUACAUUGCACUGUAUAUUAAAAUAUUGAUUCUUUUAUUGCUCUGGUUCGGAAGACAUCUGCGGAUAAGCAACAUAUGGAGUGCGAGGUAGCUAAUUGGCUCUGGCAUUAGGCCGUCGCUUAUGACAUUGAGUACCUAUAUAAUAUUCAUUACAAUCAGCUUUGCAUUACUUAACCAUACUUGCAUCUAAUAGCAAAACUCAACACUUUAUUUUCUUAUAUGGAAAUUUUUUAUUUUAGUUAGAACAUAUUAUUAUUAAAGUUGGAAUUAAUGAGAAAUUGUGUACAUAUUAGCACUUAAAGAAGAAACAAAUUUUAUUUACAACACUUAUUUAACCUAGUUAAACUGCUUUUUUAAUUCAAGAAUUACAUUUUUGAUGGUGGUUUUAGUAAAUAUUUAAUUAUUUUCGUUUAAGGUAUAAAGUACCUAUAUUUUAGUGACAUUAUUUAUUAACAUUUUAAUUCACAAAAAUAUAUACAUAUUAGGUAUUUAAUAAAAUAAGAUUCCUGAAAAUAGGUUAUCUGAACAAAACAUUUGUUAAUUAAAAACAAUAAAACACUUAA